Messenger RNA from Humulus lupulus (European hop), 963 nucleotides. Its product is annotated as mitotic-spindle organizing protein 1B-like. The transcript is spliced from 3 exons. Gene Ontology annotation, cellular component: interphase microtubule organizing center; centrosome; spindle. The record is from RefSeq and is a predicted model, not a curated record. Bases 195 to 548 code for a protein of 117 amino acids. Gene Ontology annotation, biological process: gamma-tubulin complex localization; mitotic spindle assembly; microtubule nucleation by interphase microtubule organizing center. NCBI's taxonomy places the organism in Eukaryota, Viridiplantae, Streptophyta, Magnoliopsida, Rosales, Cannabaceae.
CCUCCUCCUCCUUCUACUUCUUCUUCCUCAACACUUCCUCUCAUCCUCCUCUUUCUUCUUUCUUUGUUUUCUUUUCAUAAGAUUGAAGCCCAUGGUUAAAAUGUGAAGAAUGAUGAAGUUCUUGGUGGCCAUAUGGUGAUCAUGACCUCUGUAGACAAAGACCACCACCUCUACAACCAUCAAAUUGGCUCACCAUGUUUGUUGUAAAGGGGAGGCAGGGUUGCAGAGAAGGUGGAGGACCUGGCAAAGGGCAAUGGCUUCAUGUGGAUGCCCACUAUUCUCAAGCAUCAAUGACUUCUAAGCUUUCUCAUGCAUCAAUGGCUUCUCGUAGCUCUCUCCAAGAUUUCUUCGGGGUUUAUGGUUUUCCUUCACUUUCUCUCUUGUCCAAUAUACUUGACACGGUGUUUGAUUGUCAUACCCUCUCUACGCUCAUUGCUCUUUGUGAUUUGGGUCUCAAUCCUAAGGCUUUGGCUGCUGUUGUCAAGGAACUCCGAAGAGAAAUCAUGUCCUCAUCGGUGCCACCAGUUGCCGCUCCUUUGUCAUCAUAGACCUGAACAUGUUCUUCAUUUCCCUUUUUGCGUACGUCGAAUUUUGUGUUCAAUUAAGUUAUUUGUGAAGUAUAAUCAGGAAAAAUGGAUUUUAGUUCCAAUUGAGUCAUAAGACGACUAGUUGCUUAUCUAAAUUUUGUUUGUUUUCUAUUAUUGUGUUGAUAUGGUAUUUAGUAUCUACUAAAUAAUAGGGGCAGUGGAAACUGAUUAUAUUUGAAAAUUAUAUUUUGAUCUUGAUGUUUUUUUUUUCUUUUUUUCUUCAGCCACUAUAUUUUAUGUUCCAUUCCAUGAAUUAAUCCAAAAUAUUGGGGAUGCAGAAGAAAAUCCUUGAUGUGUUUAGUUGAUUUAUUUAGCCAGGUAAUUAUUCAAGGUGGAAUGUUUUUGCUAAUAGAUGAGCUUGAUCAACACAACUCAG